Messenger RNA from Musa acuminata subsp. malaccensis (wild Malaysian banana), 1723 nucleotides. Its product is annotated as omega-6 fatty acid desaturase, chloroplastic. Gene Ontology annotation, molecular function: omega-6 fatty acid desaturase activity. The record is from RefSeq and is a predicted model, not a curated record. Gene Ontology annotation, biological process: lipid metabolic process. NCBI's taxonomy places the organism in Eukaryota, Viridiplantae, Streptophyta, Magnoliopsida, Zingiberales, Musaceae.
GCCACAAAAUCCAACCCGCCGCAGAGCUCGCUCGCUCCCUCGUUCUCUAUAUCCCCUCCGCCCACCUGAACCCGCACCGCUCCCUCGACGCCGCCACGGUCUAUUACCUCUCUUACGCCGCCGCUCUGGGUGGGUGCUUCCCUCCCCCCAGAUAAUGGCGUGCGCGCUUUCCACUCCAAUCCUUCGCCUCGAGGCGACUUCUUCUCGGAGGGCAUCGUGCGGCACGAGGCUGGAAAUCUGUCGAGGUUUAGACUUCUUAGGAGCGAGAAGGAAAUACCCCUGUCAAAUUCUAUCCUACAAAAAUCCAUCUUAUGUGGUUCGGGCCAUGGUGUUGCCCGCUUCACGCCCAAUUCUAGAUAAUGAGGAGGAAAGAAAGCAGAUGUCUGAAAGAUAUGGCUUUACACAAAUUGGGGAACCACUUCCAGAUAACAUUAUGCUGAAAGAUAUCAUGGAUACACUGCCUAAAAUGCUAUUUGAAAUCGAUGACAUGAAAGCAUGGAGGUCAAUUUUGAUAUCGGUGACUUCCUAUGCAUUGGGGAUUUUGAUGAUUGCAAAAGCCCCAUGGUAUUUACUUCCUCUAGCUUGGGCUUGGACUGGCACGGCAGUGACAGGGUUUUUUGUGAUAGGCCAUGACUGCGCUCACAAGUCAUUUUCAAGGAAUAAAUUGGUUGAAGACAUCGUGGGAACCCUAGCAUUUUUACCCCUAGUAUACCCAUUUGAGCCUUGGCGGUUUAAGCAUGAUAGGCAUCAUGCUAAAACAAACAUGUUGUCAGAAGAUACUGCUUGGCACCCUGUAUGGCCAGAGGAGUUCAACUCCUCCCCUCUUCUGAGGAAGGCAAUAAUAUUUGGUUAUGGACCAUUCAGGCCUUGGAUGUCAAUAGCUCAUUGGUUGAUUUGGCACUUCGAUUUGAAAAAGUUCAGACCUUCUGAAGUUGGAAGGGUGAAGAUCAGUUUAGCAUGUGUAUUUGCGUUUAUGGCUAUUGGAUGGCCAUUGAUUGUCUAUAAGGCAGGGAUCAUAGGAUGGAUCAAGUUUUGGCUCAUGCCGUGGCUGGGAUAUCACUUUUGGAUGAGCACCUUUACAAUGGUCCAUCAUACUGCUCCUCAUAUACCAUUCAAAACAUCAGAAGAGUGGAAUGCUGCUCAGGCACAACUUAACGGCACAGUUCACUGUAACUAUCCUCGUUGGAUUGAGAUCCUAUGUCAUGAUAUCAAUGUGCAUAUUCCGCAUCAUAUUUCUUCUAGGAUACCAAGUUACAACCUCCGGGCAGCUCAUAAGUCACUCCAAGAAAAUUGGGGAAAGUAUCUCACUGAAGCCAACUGGAAUUGGCGUCUGAUGAAGACAAUAAUGACUACGUGCCAUGUAUAUGACAAGGAGCGAUAUUAUGUGCCAUUCGAUGACAUUGCUCCUGAAAAUGAGUCGUACCCAAUCAAAUUCCUCCAAAAAGCCAUGCCUGACUAUGCAUGAUACUUAGAUGCUGCUUUUGGAUCCUCUCAUCUCUUUGUCAUCCAAGCAGCAGCAAGAUGCAAGACACGAUUGUUUGGUAUGCUCAAAUUUAUUACAUUUUUCUACGGAAGAUAUACUUGUGAAAUUUUGACUUCAAAUUAGUUGUUCAAACUUACUUGUCUCGGUUCUCUGCAGUAUAUACAGCUCUUUACAUAAGAUUUUGUUAUGGAUGGUUGCCAUCAGAAUGACAUUCAUUGAAAUUGGUUAUUUGCUUGUUAA